GUAGAGCUCGCCGGGUACCCGAGCCGGCGGCCGAGCCGGCGUCGUGCGUGCCGUGGUGCCGUGGCCGUGGUGCCGUGCAGUCCAGGAGCAUCCAGACACCCGGGCAGCCGCAGCAACACGCAGGCGAGACAGUCCAGAGGUCGUGAAGCAGCUCAAGUCGCGCGGCCACGAUGGAGCUGGACACGGCGCUGGAGGUCCUCAGCAGGAUCUGGGGCCGCUUCCAGAUGGUCAACUACUCCCUGCUGUGCGUGCCCAUCAUGUUCCACGCCUCCUUCUACCUGUCCUACGUCUUCACCGCCAAGCAGGUGGAGCACAGGUGCUUCAUCCCCGAGUGCGAGUCGGACCCGCUGCUGGCAGACCUGCGCCCGGCGUGGCUGCCGACCGCCAUGAGGGACUCGUGCUCCAGGCUGGCCACCAUCCCCGACGACAACUCGACGUGGACCUGCACGCCGGAGUCGUUCACCAACGUGUCGACCACCUGCAGCCAGUGGGUGUACCCGAGCAGGCAGCUGUCCAUCAUGAGCGAGUGGGACAUGACGUGCAAGGACAACUGGAAGGUGACGCUGGUGGGCACCAUCAACAACAUCGGCCGCUUCUGCGGCAUGCCGAUGGCGGGCCUGGUGUCGGACCGCUUCGGCCGGCGCACCGUGCUGCUGGCCGGGCUAGCGCUGGCCGGCGUCAUGGGCCUCAUGCGCUCGCUCGCCACCAACUACGUCUUCUUCGUCGUGUUCGAGUUCCUGGACCCGCUGUGCUACGCGGGGCUCUUCAGCGCCGCCUUCAUCCUCGGCAUGGAGCUGAUGCCGGCCAAGAAGCGCGUAAUCUGGAGCGCCUUCACGCACGGCGUGUACGCGGCCGGGGAGGCGCUGCUCGGCGUGGUGGCCUGGGCGCUGCUGGACUGGCGGUGGACGCUCAGGGCCUUCUACGGCCCCGCGCUGCUCAGCCUGUCCGUGCUCUGGGUGCUCCCGGAGUCCAUCCGCUGGCUGGCGUCCAAGGGCCGCACCAAGGAGGCCCUGAGCAUCAUCCGCAGGGCCGCGCACCUGAACCGCAUCCCCGCGGACCAGCUCAACAUCGACGACAUCAAGCUGGCCGCGGCUGCCGACAACGAGACUGCGGGCGCGGACAAGGACGAGCAGACCGUCUCCCAGGAGCUGCGCCAGACGCUGCGGUCUCGCGUCCUGCUGUGGCGGCUACUCAACUGCUGCUUCUGCUGGCUGACCAACAUGUUCGUGUACGACGGGCUGUCCCUCAACUCGGUGGCCGUGGCGGGCAACCAGUACCUCAACUUCAUCCUGGUGUGCCUGAUCGAGGUGCCCGCCGGGCUGGCGGCCUGGCUGCUCAUGGAACGCGCGGGCCGGCGCGCCUCCAUGUGCUCGUCGCUGAUCCUGGCCGGCCUGGCCUGCAUCGUGUUCCACUUCCUGCCGGCGGACUUGGCCUGGGCGCGCGUCACCGUGUUCCUGCUGGGCAAGUUCGGCAUCACCAUCUCCUACACCGUCAUCUACGUGCUCACGGCCGAGCUGUUCCCCACCAAGGUGCGCCACUCGCUGUUCGCAGUGUGCUCCACCAUCGGCCGCGUGGGCUCCAUCCUGGCGCCGCAGACGCCGCUGCUGGCCCGCCACCUGGACUCCCUGCCCCUCAUCAUGUUCGGCUCCAUGUCGCUCCUCAGCGGCGUCCUGGCCUUCUGGUUCCCGGAGACGCACAACGUGAAGCUCCCCGACACCGUGGAGGAGGCCGAGCAGAUCGGCGUCCGCAAGAAGACGGCCAAGAAGGCCCCGGAGCAGCAGGGCCACGUCAACGAGGUGUUCACCGUGGAGGACAGCGCCCCGGGGGCCACCAACGGGCACGCGCUGGCCGUCGACGUCGACCUGGACGCGGAGGCCGGCCCCGAGACCACCAGCGUGCGUCUGUGAGGCCCACCGCGCAGUGGCGAUACCCCGUGCGCCGCGCCGCUGCGGCCGGCCUACCCCACGCGUCGAGAGACUCUACUCAUGUCGCGUUGCCUGGAGGCUAGCGCCACCCGCGGCGCGCGGCCAGACGGGAAAACAAGAGUUACUGCUCUAGGCGAUAAUUAAUGAAUGGGAAAGCAAGCAAGUUGCCGAGCCGCUGUUGACAUGAAUAGCGAGGAGUACGUGCCAUACCAGACGAGGGUUUUCUCCAAUGCUUCGGGAUCAGUAUUAUUAGGGAAUGUUUAUUCAAGGCUUUCCAACGUCACACCAGAUUGUGCGUAUCGUCGCAGACAUGUCUCUGCUGCUCUGAAUCUUUGGUCUUUGAUACUGCACCAACUUAAUUAGUGUAAUCAAGUGGUUUACAUCAAGUACCUGACGAGGAUCUAUUUUUGUAUCUUAUCAAAAGAUAUCAUGCAGGACAAUGUCCGAAUGCAAUUCGACUACUUUUAAGUUUAUUUUAAUUUGUGUUAUUCUCCAAACGUGUUUGCAUUCCUCGUGCAACCUUGACCUGUGGAGUUACAAACUUGACUGAUUAAAGAAUCUUUACAACUCAAAC
This is a messenger RNA of Thrips palmi, 2499 nucleotides long. Its product is annotated as solute carrier family 22 member 21-like. NCBI's taxonomy places the organism in Eukaryota, Metazoa, Arthropoda, Insecta, Thysanoptera, Thripidae. Gene Ontology annotation, cellular component: membrane. The transcript is spliced from 10 exons. Gene Ontology annotation, biological process: transmembrane transport. The record is from RefSeq and is a predicted model, not a curated record. The coding region runs from base 171 to 1907 and encodes 578 amino acids. Gene Ontology annotation, molecular function: transmembrane transporter activity.